Messenger RNA from Pseudo-nitzschia multistriata, 1364 nucleotides. NCBI's taxonomy places the organism in Eukaryota, Bacillariophyta, Bacillariophyceae, Bacillariales, Bacillariaceae. The record is from the annotation of a GenBank genome assembly.
CAUGAAAGACUUCCUAGAAAAACACCUUUAGGCAAUCAAACAUCACUCGAAUCUAUUAGCAUCUACUGUAUUGCUGCAUCAUAGACGUAAAUAAGCAUAGUACAUUAUUUAUUAUCAAUAACAACCAAAAAGAUGAAGUUGUCUAUCGCCGCAGGACUUAUGAUGGCCUUGGCCACGACGGAAGCCUUCGCUCCGUCGAGCAUUCACAAGAGCGCCCACUCCACGGCACUCAAUGCAGAAGAAAGCAACAAUAAUUUCCUCCCCAAAAUCGACGCCAAGGCUGCUGCAUCUUUCGUUGCCGCAUCCGUCUUUGCGUUCUCGACAGUCGGAGUGACAACAACGGCUCUUCCCGGAUUCGUGGAACCUGCCCACGCUGCCUCGAAAACCGUUAAGCAAGAGGCCAAGAAGCUUUCUAAGGAAGAAAAGGAGUACAAAAAGGCCMAGGACAAUAUUGAUUUGUGCAAMAAGACUCUUAAGGCCUACGAAAAAUUGAAUUCCGAUGCCAAGAGUGCUGACAAGAAGGCCUCCAGCGCCUUGGAUUCGGCAACCAAGAACCUUGCAUCCGCCAAGAAGGCCUACCAAGCGACUGCCGAUAAAUUGGCCGCUGCCAAGAGCCAAAAGAUGCCAGCUUCUGCCGUGAAAGAAUUGACAGCAGAUGCAGGUACGACAAAUACAAAUCGCAACACAACUUAAAUGUCGUCGGUAUUCGAGAGUUUCCAGAACGUAGAGUUGUGCGUUUGUGCGUGGUUGUUGGACAAUCAUGGACAAUUUUUGGGAGAGUGGCGUUCAGAGAAGRUGUCUUCAGACGAAUAUAUCUCUGCGUGGUGCGAGAUUGAUUCAAUGAUCUGAACUGUGUCUCGAUUGUGAUGCAGUGACCCUGCGUUCUCUACGUUGCCGGCACAUCCAUUCUGAUUUCUUUCAUGUUUCAUCUCACCUCAUUCUGCGAAUGUCUUUUUGUAUACCUCUUUUGUAUUGCGAACUGACAGCUGGUCUGAAGGAAGUCUUGAAGGGCAAGGAAAAGAUCUACUCCGAUGCCUCCAAGGCUGCCAGUGCCACUUCUCAGGAAGUCAAAUCUUCUGCCAAGGGUAUCGAMGAGUCCAAGAAGGCUCUAAAGAAGGCAGARAAAUCCRUCAAGAAGGCAGAGAAGACCUACAACAAAUACCAGAAAAAGGUCAAGAAGCAACUCAAGGAACAACAAARCAAGCUCAAGAAACUUGAAAAKGAAGCGAGCAAACUCAAGUCAAUGAAGGMRAGGGAAGCAAAGGAACUCGCCGGCAAACAAAAGGCAAUCGAAUCCGAAUCCAAGAAUUUGGAAGCAUUGAAAYWGUUGUAAACGUUUUAAAGAACAAAAUUGAGAAUUGUGA